AUCUUGCGGUGUCGAAUGAAAAGUGUUUUCGGCGACCACGUUUAUGAGCUCGUCGUAAUUUGGAUAUCGGUUAUUUGUUGUUUAUCCCUGUUGUUAAAGGUGAAUUAGAUAGCAAGAUUGAUGGCAGCAGUAGCCAUACAUUCAGGCAAACCAGAGGAUGAAGUUGUUUCAGGCGUUGUAGUACCUGGUAGUCACUGGAGAUUGUUAAAGGAGUGGAAGCCGAAGUCGGAAGUAUGGUGGCUACUACAUGGUGACAAAAUGAUUGGGGGAAUGUGUGUCGUAAAUGCGUUGCUGAUUAAUACUAUAUUUAGAAACAAAUUGAAACUGCAUCACAAAGGUUCCAUGACUACAAAUUUUUUUGCGUCCACGGGACCUAUGUUUUUAGGGUCUGGCUUUUAUAAAUCGUUUAUCACACGUGAUAUAAUAUUACACAAGCAGUCAUGUACAUUGUGUUCUCUAAUGAAAGGAAACUUGCUUACGCUAUGUGCAGGUUUACUCUUUCCAUUAGCUACAUUGCCAGCAUUGAAUAUUGGAAUGGCUGCAAAUUUGGGCCUAAGAGUACCCCAUCCUACUGAGUGGAAAGAACUUGUUCGAUUUGGCUGGAAUACUUUAAAACCAGCAAUGAAACAUCUGACAGUCAUGCUUAUAUUUAGUUCUAUUACAGCGAGUCUUGUAACAUACCAACAGAUUCGGUCGAUAAAUAAUGUAGUAAAGAUUAUAAUGGAUAUGGAUCAAUAUAACAGAGAACAUGGAGUUGAUCAACUUACCGAAUAAUUUUUGUUUUGCCUAGGUAUGUAUCUAUACUAUUUGCUUAUACUGACUAUACACAUAUUUAUACAUAGGGGCAAGCAAUAAAAAUAAAGUCUUGACAUACAUAAAAA
Molecule: messenger RNA, 881 nt
Organism: Megalopta genalis
Lineage: Eukaryota; Metazoa; Arthropoda; Insecta; Hymenoptera; Halictidae
Biological process (GO): mitochondrial respiratory chain complex I assembly
Cellular component (GO): mitochondrion
Source: RefSeq, a predicted model, not a curated record